AUGGUUGAGCGUUUCCGUUCUGAAGUUGAUAAGUUUAAAGACGCACUUAGCGAGUUUGAAACUGACAUUGUAAGGCAUAGAUUGCUAUAUGAAUCCCAAGAUUUCGAAGAGUCGAUGUUGAGGACAGUGGAAUUAAAAAGAUUUUCUGUACAAGCUCUUCGAAAUUACGAAGAAAUUUCCAAAGAAGCUUCCAAAGAAACUUCCAAAGCAGAUAAAAGGUUUGUGGAGUUACAAACAGCAAUUUCAAAAAUUAUCGCAAUUCAGAAUGCUCGAGAUUUGGCAUUUAGUACAAGUUAUUUGCAACGUUUAAUUUUACGUGAACCUACUGACAAAAUAAAGGAAUCAAAGAUGUUGAACCAGCUAAUUCUUUUACAACAGCAUCAAACCCAGAUAAUUGAAUUGGCAAAGCAAGAAAGGAAUACACACUUAGAAGUUUGUGAAGCAAGAUCUUGUUUACAAAAAGAACUUGUGCUGUGUAAAAGAACUAUGGAGAAGAGAACUCAGGAUUCAAAGUCGAAAAUAGCUUCAGAAAUAGAGGCAAAAAUUUCCAGGAAAUUAGAAAAAAUGAAUAUAAUGAGGAAAUUGAUGAUCGGAAUUUUAUUGUGUAAAGAUGCUCCAUUAACUGAUCACUGGCUUGACUUUUUUCCAACCUUGCGAGAUAAGAUUACAAUUGACUCGUUUCGUAAUUGA
Molecule: messenger RNA, 690 nt
Organism: Gryllus bimaculatus (two-spotted cricket)
Lineage: Eukaryota; Metazoa; Arthropoda; Insecta; Orthoptera; Gryllidae
Source: the annotation of a GenBank genome assembly